UUAUUAUUGAACAUAUUUUCUCUUUAGAAUUGUUAUUAUGUCGUAAUAAAUAAGUUUUAUAAAAUAAAAUAUUCACGUAUUAUUGUAAUCCAUCGAAUUUAAAGCAUAUCCUUUAGUUCGUGUUUGAGGGUCAUUGGAAUAUUGGAUAAAUUAUAUCAGGAAUGGCGCCAAUGCGUCGCCAUUUUUAUAAAACUUUAGCCAGUCCAUAAAUCGAGAAGGCUGUGAAGAGGAACAAUUCUGAUAAAGGUUACGUGGACGAGAGAAACUUGCACGAAAAACCAGCAAAACGAGUGAAUAAUGUGCUGGUCUGUGCAUCAGAGAGAGGGGAAUUGAGUUCGGUGUACAAACAUGCAAGCUGAGAAUAUCUGUGUCAAUGAUAUCGAAGGACUGGAUGAAGACACUCUCAUACCGGUUGAAAUUUUAUCAUGUGAUGUCUCUCAACAUUCACGUUCUCAAGAGGCCUUAUCGAUAGUAGAAUUAGGAAAACAAUUGUUACAUAGUGCAAAACAUGGAGACACAGGGAAUGUCCAUGAACUUAUGUGUAAGGGAGCACCUUUCACAACAGACUGUCUUGGAACAAGUGCAUUACAUUUUGCAGCGAAAUAUAAUCACACAGAAACCGCUGAAGUUUUACUCAGGGCAGGAAUAUCUCGAGAUGCGAGAACCAAGGUGGACAGAACGCCACUGCAUUUGGCUGCUUAUGAAGGUCAUCAUCAUAUGGCACAAUUAUUGUUAAAAUAUGGUGCUGAUGUUGACAGUAGAGACAUGCUUAAAAUGACUCCUUUACACUGGGCAGUGGAAAAAGAGCAUAUAGAAGUAAUGCAUGUUUUGUUGGAAUAUGGUGCGGAUAAAAAUGCAAAUAGUAAAUUCGAUAAAACUCCAAUGAGCUUAGCUUUGGAGCAUGGCAGAUCUUAUUUGAUGGAUAUACUGCAGCAAGAACGAGAAAUCAUUGAAAUACAAACUCAACAACAACAUCAAGCUAGCUCGGCGGAAUUAGAAGUAGCAACUCACAAUUUAAUUCAAUUGGAAGCAGAAAAAGCAGCUAAUGAAAAACAACAAAAAUUAGAACUUUUGCAGCAACAAUCACAAUCAAAACGUAAAGGUACUCAAGAUCAUUCAGUUCGAGGUAAUAAAAAACCAAGAAUGAUUCUUCAACAAAUUCAUGUAUCACCAUCUACUGAAGUAGAAACUGAAAAACAAAUGACAGAUGCGGAAGAAAUUAUUAAUACGAAUAAUAUUAAUAUUAAUAAAAAACGUAAAGAUUUAACAUUGAGUGGAGUCAAAAAUCAAUUCAGGUUAUUAGAAGCACAUGGAAUUACAAUGAUUCCAAUGGAUGAUGAUGCAUCCAUAGUAGAGAAUGCAAUGGAAAGUGGAAGAACUGUUGUUCUUACAGAAGCUGGUAAGCUUGCCUUAAAUUUAACCAGAGGUUCUCCGUUAAGUAUGAAACGACUUCAAGUAUCUCCAAGAAAAGGAAAUUCAAGGAAAGUUAUAGCUAUAAGAGCAGAUCAGAUUUUAAAUCAAAGCACACCUAGCCUUACAUCCCGUAGUCCGAAUAUAUUAAAAAGAUCUUCCGUAGAUAACAAAGGUGGAAAAAUAUUCAUCUCCUCUCUUUCAAAUGCUAUGACGGUUCCAACGAUAACGCAAUCACAAUAUACAACAGCUUCAGAGAACAAAAUAGUCACUUCACCUUCCAAAAUAACAGAACCAAUAAUUUUACAACUGGAUGACGACAUAGAAGAAAUUAUAGAAGAAGAUAAUGUGGAUAAUAACGAGCCAGUAAUGGACAUAGCAGUGCUCAAUAGACAGUUAGCAGAAGCCCGAAGGCAAGCCGCUGAAUAUCGCAAACAAUUACAAAAAAAGGAAGAAGAAGCGGAAAUAUAUAAACAACAACUUAAAAAUAUCACAUCUCAAAGAAAAUUAAAAUAAUUUUAAAUAAAUAAAUUUUCUUAACAUAUGGUUUCAUAUUACAAUAAGCGUAAGCAUUUUUUUUUUUUUUCUUGCAAAAUCUUAAUCGAUAAAGUUUAUAAUAUUGCUCAAUUUGUUUAUAUUUGAACUUAUAUAAAUAACUGAUAACUUUGCAAAUCUUACUAUUUACUCACAUAUUAUCUCUUAUAUAUCAUCAAUUCAUAACUCUGACGCAUAAACCAAUAUUAAUUUAAUAAAUGCAUACUUUUGAAAAGUGCAUUAACAAUAAUUAAUGAUGAUAAAUUGCAAAUGAAAAUAAUUGAUUAAAAAAAGAACAUGGAUAAACAUGUUAACAUAGAAGUGCUUUCUACAUUAUGUCUCCUCUAAUUGUAAUUUUAAAAUCCUAAUCUUUUAAAUAUAACAAAAAUAUCAAUUUACAAUAUUUUCCUAUAUAUUUGCCUUAGCAUAUAAAAUACAAGAAAAAAUAUUUAUUUAUUCCUUUUCUAUCUAUACAAUAAUAAUCAUUUAUGAAUAGCAUUUUCUAAUAUAUAAAGAUACAGAUCUAUUUAUAAAUAUAUUGGUACAAAUGAAUUGGAUGCAAAUUAUAGUUUAAUAUAAUAGAUAAAUCAUGCAUAUGUACAGCAGGGUACUUGUAAAUCCGUUAAAGAUAACUGCAUAAAAAGUUUUUUUAGAUUUGUACCAUUUUACAUUAAGAGUACAAAAUGUAGAAGGCAAAUUGUUCAAGAUUUUUCAUGAGUGUAACAUAAAAUAAGUAAAUAAAUUCAUAUUAACAAAAACACAUUAUCAUUUUACAUACUAUACUAAUUUAAUAAAGAUAGUUGCAUUCCAAAUACUUUCUCACAACAACAUUCAUAUAUUUGUACUAAAAGUGAACUUCGUUUAUUGUUAUAAAAAUGUAAAAAAGAAAAUUUUGGAUAUUUAAACAGAAGGAUUGGUGCUAAUGUAAACGAAAUGAGUUUUUAAGGCAUUAGAUGUCCUUAUCAAAUUCUAUUUGAAAUAGAAUAUUUUACUCAGGUAUACAUAUAUUAUGAAAGCAAGGAAAACACCAAAUAUCGACGUAACGAAGCAUCGUGGAAUGCAACAAAUUAUACAGAUAUAAGAAAUAUAACAAUUUUUUCAAAUAAUAUAUAUUGUAAAUAUACGACUUUAUACACA
This is a messenger RNA of Polistes canadensis, 3081 nucleotides long. It is a transcript of the gene Atac3, whose product is annotated as GA-binding protein subunit beta-1. Gene Ontology annotation, molecular function: protein binding; transcription cis-regulatory region binding. Gene Ontology annotation, cellular component: nucleus. The transcript has 8 exons. The record is from RefSeq and is a predicted model, not a curated record. NCBI's taxonomy places the organism in Eukaryota, Metazoa, Arthropoda, Insecta, Hymenoptera, Vespidae. The coding region runs from base 349 to 1926 and encodes 525 amino acids. Gene Ontology annotation, biological process: positive regulation of transcription by RNA polymerase II.